Gasterosteus aculeatus aculeatus (three-spined stickleback) is the source of this 3823-nucleotide messenger RNA. RefSeq names its product FAM20C golgi associated secretory pathway kinase a (gene fam20ca). The record is from RefSeq and is a predicted model, not a curated record. Gene Ontology annotation, cellular component: Golgi apparatus. Gene Ontology annotation, biological process: protein phosphorylation; enamel mineralization. Gene Ontology annotation, molecular function: protein serine/threonine kinase activity. NCBI's taxonomy places the organism in Eukaryota, Metazoa, Chordata, Actinopteri, Perciformes, Gasterosteidae.
CAACCAGGAUCCCUACACCUGCCAGCCAGUCUCGGGUUUGACUUCAACGAGGCUUGCGCACAACGGGAGCCGCGCAGCAUCCGAGCAUCUCAGCGGAUCAGCUGUUAUUUUAUUUUAUUUUUUUACUGGAAUUUUUUACUUUCUUCUUUAGUUAUCAGCUCAUCAUAGAUUACGAGGAAGGCUGUGGACUACUCAAAUUUCUUCUGAUACUUUUUUUUUUUCCACUUAUGACACAAUUGGCACAUUACUGCGCGCUGGCAGCAACACAAGGAGGCAGAUGAAUAUCGGACAAUUAUCGGCGCUUUUAUUAAGACCCCCCCCUCCCCUUCCUUCUUCAAAUUACCUAUGAUUAACGAUUUAUUUUGUGGUCCGUCCUACAGAAACGAUAUCCUGCUCAACAAGGCAGUGAAUGAAACGCACUUGAGCCGCGGUCAGUGUCCAGAGCGCAAAAUGUGUUGGCUCAGUCCACCUGCCCGGGAAUGAACAAUUUGGAUUAUUGUAAUUAAUAAGAAGAUAGGAGUGAGCACAUGACGGAGUGCUUAAGAUGUCAUCACAGUAAAUCUUCAGCCUAACAUUGCUGCUUUGCCAUCAGUGUGUCUGCGCUGUAACGCGCGCUGCGCUUAAAUCGCACUCGCCUGUCUCUGCGUGAAGAACGAAAAACACUUGGGGGAAAAAAAAGAUGAUAUUUUUUCGUAAAUUCCGAGUGCUGAUACUCAUGGUGUUUCUGGUCGCGUGCACCAUGCACAUCAUGAUAGAUCUGUUGCCGAAACUGGAAAAGGAGGCGGCGGGCGUGGGGAGCGGCGACGGCGGCUGCCAAUGCGCCCAUCACCCGGGCGGAGAGUCGCAGGGCUGGGCGAAGCAACCCGCCAUGCCCGCGGCCGAAGCGGGCUGGCCUAACAAGCACACGCUGCGGAUCCUCCAGGACUUCAGCAACGAGCCGAGCUCCAACCUCACGUCGCGUUCCCUGGAGAAGAUCCCGGCAGCCGGGGACCGAGCGGAGUCCUUCGGGCGGACCAAGCCGCCGGCGGGGAACGCGGACGACCACAAACCGCUGAUCGGAGCCGCGGGGCCAGCUCGGCCGGCGGCCCCCGCCGCCCCCGGUGCAUCCCGCUUGUUUGCUCUGUUUGAGCAUCCUUUCUACAACGUUGAGCUUCCCUCCCUCACCAGCGAUGACACUUUGUUCAACGUCAACACCGACAUCAGGUUUUAUAACAAAGCAAAUGGGAACCAAGGAUGGCACAAUGCGGAGGGGAACGAAGAGGAGGAGGAGGACGAAGAGGAGUUCUCUCCAAAGGAAGAAGGCACCGCAGAAUCGUACCCUAACUGGUUACGUUUUCAUAUCGGCAUCAACCGCUAUGAGAUGUACUCCAGGCACAGUCUGGUGCUGGACGCCCUGCUGAAGGACCUGGCCACGCAGGAGGUCACCAGCGUGGCCAUGAAAUCGGGAGGCACCCAGCUGAAGUUGAUCAUGACUUUCCAGAACUAUGGACAAGGUCUGUUCAAGCCCAUGAAGCAGACUCGAGAGCAGGAAACCCCUCCGGACUUCUUCUACUUCUCUGACUUCGAGAGGCACAACUCUGAGAUCGCCGCUUUUCACUUGGACAGGAUCCUUAAUUUCCGGCGCGUGCCCCCAGUGGCAGGGCGACUCGUCAACAUGACAAGGGAGAUCAGGGACGUGACGCGCGACAAGAACCUCUACAAGACCUUCUUCGUCUCACCAGCCAAUAACCUGUGUUUCUACGGCGAGUGCUCGUACUACUGCUCCACCGAGCACGCGCUGUGCGGUAAACCGGACCAGAUCGAAGGCUCGCUGGCAGCCUUCCUGCCGGACCAGAACCUGGCCAAACGCAAGUCAUGGAAGAACCCCUGGAGACGAUCCUACAGCAAACGCAAGAAAGCAGAGUGGGAGGUGGACAAGGAUUACUGUGACGAGGUGAAGAAGACUCCUCCGUACGACCGAGGGACUCGACUGCUGGACGUGAUGGACAUGACCAUCUUUGACUUCUUAAUGGGUAACAUGGAUCGACAUCACUAUGAAACUUUUGAGAAAUUUGGAAACGACACCUUCAUUAUUCACCUGGACAACGGAAGAGGUUUUGGAAAACACUCCCACGAUGAGCUGUCCAUCCUGGUGCCUCUCAUCCAGUGCUGCAGGCUGAAGACAUCGACCUACCUGCGUCUGCAGCUGCUGGCCCAAGAGGAGUACCAGCUGAGCUCCCUGAUGGAGGAGUCCCUCCUCCGGGACCGACUGUCCCCGAUCCUCAUCCGGCCUCACCUGCACGCCCUGGACCGCAGGCUCCGCCUGGUGCUGCAGGUCCUGGCGGGCUGCAUAGAGAAAGAGGGUCAUGGUAACGUUUUGGAGGAAGAUGUUGGCGGGGACCCGAAGGCCACCCAGAGGACGCCGGGCCACAGGUAGUGAGGGCAAGACGCGCCAGGUGACGGGAAACGACACACACGUGAACGAUGGACCGAGUCUGUGGCUGUUUUGACCAAUGGGAUCGCAGCGAGAGUCCACACAAGAUAUCGAGCUGAAUUCAGUGAAUUCCAAGACUUGCCAUCAUUGCCUCUCUGCAAGCUGCUUUUAAGUGUGCUCACACCAGGGGGGCGGGACAGGACGGGGGGGGGGGCUUUGUAUCGAACAGAUGCAUUUUUGUUGUGUGGGACGGAUAGGAACCGUCGAUUCCUGACUGUUGCUGAUUUAAUUCUUUGUUUGUUCUGAAUGUGGAGGGUGCCAGUUUGUUUUAGGUGUUUUAUCACAUUACUACGUAACCAAAUGACAAAGUACUCUGACUUGUCGGCUCGUGUUGCCGGACAAAAAGCUUUAUCGUUUUUUUCUUUGUAAAACAUGUGAGGCCCGGGACUAAGCGCCAACCACCGCGGGAAUAACAGCUUCAAAAAGUCUUUGCUGUCACAAAAUGUCACAGUAUCAGACCAGACUGACAUGUUAUCACAUACUUCUGAACGGCAUUAAUCUGAGUGCAAGUAUAUUUAACUGUUUGUUCACUUUGCCUUAUUCUGAUUUGUGUCUCUUUUUUGAAUCGUCUUCUUUUCCCCCAUCUCCCGUGCAAGUGUAGCGUUCGUAAAAUGCAGUACAACACUAAAAUUGUGUUUUCCAAACCAAAAAUAAUGCAGAGAGACCAGAUGGUUUGUUUGUGAAAUGAUCAUUUCAUUCAAAUUCACUGACAUUCUUAAAUGAGCACCGGAAACAUCUAGAGUUGUCUGUUGUGAUACUGUUUUGCCAUUCAUGCAUCACAAAAUGUUAAAGUUUGUAUGUGGAAAUUUUAUGAGAUUUCAUGUCAAGAUAACUAUUUAUUGAUGUGUCACAAAGAUUGAGAGCCCUUUAAUCACUUCUCUGUUAUGCUGGUCUAUACUUUGAGAUAUGAUAACCUAAGUUACCAUAGAGUUUAGCUAUUUAAAUUUCCUUUAAAUACUAUUUCUGAUGUUCACUUGGUAGGACAACAACACGCCUAUUUGAUUUCUGACUCCUGUGCACUGGAUGACCGGCGACCCGUUCAAGGAGAGAAGGACAGUACUUGAAUGUUUUGGGGUCGGCAGUAUAGACAACAUGUAUAGAGUUACAAAUGGUGUACAGUCUGAGUGGAGACUUUUGCUUUGAGGGGGAGAACGGGGCUAAAAAUGCCUCAUCGAUCCACCAGGAGGACUUUGGGCACAGUGCUUUUAUCUUCACAUUGUCAGUGUAAAUACCCAAAGUCAGUUUGAAGACCUGAAAAGCUGCACCGUGAUUUGCUUCUGUUUUCUGCUAUUGCAUUGUUACUGUGAAGAUCUGUUUACUAAAUGAUUAAAGUGUGCAAUGAAAACCAAA